AGCCAUUUUACAAACAUGCCGAAAAGUACAACAGAGGAUUUUAAAUCCAGCGACAAAAGGCCCAGAAGUUCGAGCCGCAGCACCAACGAGCCGUUCCAUUUCGCCGUCCAUAAGCCUGGAUGUCACUUCGAAAGCUGCUGUGGGGUUUGCAACCUAUUCCCAGGGGUUCUGCUGAUCGCCUUCUGCCAAGUUCUGGUUGGAGCUGUUUUACUCACUUUGAUCCUCACGCAUGGCAAGUUAUAUGAUGAGGUUCAUGAGACUCCUACAACUCAGUUUAUGAGCGUCGCCACGGGUGCAGUUCUUAGCGGGAUAACUGGCGCCGGAGUACUAUUGAUCAUUGUGGCUCUGACGGAGAACUGCAGGGCUAUGCUGGUAUAUCUACUGGUGGCUACGAUAGUAUGGAUGGGCAUCGUAUCGCUUGCAAUGGCCAAGAUUGGACGAGCCUGUAUACGCUUUAAGGACGCAUCAAAAAUUAAAGACGAACAUCACAGAUUGGCAAACUUGGCGUGUGUUAGCGGCCUUUUCACGUUUCUCGGAGCUGUGCUAUAUUUCUUCUCGUUCGUGGUGGUGUUGAGUUUCUACCAUUUCCGGUAUGUGCGUCGCGCGAUUCUGCUGCACGAGGCCGAGUGCGAGUGACGUCUUCCGACUGCACGCUACAGUUCCAAUUGUUCACUUUACAACGGUAUAUUUAUAUAAUAAAUGUAUUUGUUUAUAUUCA
Manduca sexta (tobacco hornworm) is the source of this 718-nucleotide messenger RNA. RefSeq lists its product as uncharacterized. Bases 16 to 636 code for a protein of 206 amino acids. The transcript is spliced from 5 exons. Lineage: Eukaryota; Metazoa; Arthropoda; Insecta; Lepidoptera; Sphingidae. The record is from RefSeq and is a predicted model, not a curated record.